Messenger RNA from Spirometra erinaceieuropaei, 7004 nucleotides. The record is from the annotation of a GenBank genome assembly. NCBI's taxonomy places the organism in Eukaryota, Metazoa, Platyhelminthes, Cestoda, Diphyllobothriidea, Diphyllobothriidae.
AUGUCCCGCGCCGCGUUGACUGCUUAUUUCAAUAACAUAAAGUUCCUGAGAAAAACUGUUCUCGUUCAAGAAAACGAUGUUGUUAACGCGUUUUCAGCCCUUAACCGGUGCGUCAUUUGUCACUUUUGCAGUUAUCGUUGCCCGCCCUUUGGAGGACUGUUUCAGGUUUUCCGUUCAUAUGUGAAUUAAUUGCGUUCAUACAUGUUAGAGAUAUGUUAUAUAAGUUUAUUCGAUACUUCAUUUACCGGUUCAUGUGGUCCUCCCCAGAAACCCACCUUUUCAAGGAGAAGAAAUCCUGGCCUUUUGUUUUUUGAGUUCGUAGUGGGCAAUAUUAAUAUUGCUUCUUAAGAAAUGAGUCACACUUCGUAAUCAUAAUACACCUUUCUGUUUAUGAUUCCCUCAGUAAAUAUCUUUUUAUGUGAGUCCCAAAAGGCCCUGCGCGACUUGCAAACCGUCUACUUAGGGAUCGCGUAUAUCUUUUGUUGGGAUUCAACGUAGGAAUGCUCUCCCGCAGUCUAUGAGGACCCUCAGUAAAUAUCUGUGAUAAAGUCGUUGCCAAAAGAGGUAAAAAUAGGAAGAUCAGGUUUCGAAAUGGAGGUACAUCUUGUGGCUGUAGCCGAAUUAUCACCAGUUCCCGAAUGGCCAGUAAUUUAGCGCGUACUUGUGAGCUGGUAAUUUUCUGACGCGUACAUCCUAGGUACGCCUCUAGGCGACUGAAAGAAGUUUGGAAACAAACAGUAUUUCAUCGUCCGGAAGAAGUGUCGUGCCGCCCUUAACAGCAUUUGUACGGGAUGACGGUCAUUUUAGCACGUCAUUAGUAUAACACAUUAAUCUCUGCAUUCGUCGCGUCGUGGAAGAAGGGUUGGUGAGUCCUUAAUCUUCACGUCCCCCAUUGGGGACGUUUUGACCCUGACGAUUAUCGUUAACGUCUAAAGAGACUGUAUCUAUAGUCACAGUGGCGAAGGUCGAGUGCUUAACUUUGACUAGCGAACGGUGCCAGUCCUCGGCACUUUUAUGAAAUUGAAAACCGCCGCAGAAACGCCCUCAAUAUCUGGACGUUUGGAGACAGUUUUCCAUCUCUCUUGUCCUCAUAUCGGUCAGUUCUUCCUUUUCACAUCAUUAGUGGCGACAAUGAGGCAGUCUGUGAGUGCUCAAAUUUGAGCCUCCCUAGGUGAGCCGAUUGACUACUCGCAGUUUCUCAAAUUGAAAGUUAGGAGGGAUAAGGUCGUUGGGCAACCCUCACUGAGCGUACAUGCGGCCCAGUGGGCAGAGGGAACAAUGGUUUCAACUAACCAUGUGCCAUCCGUCUAGAUUAGUAAUCCCAUCGUGAAGUGCGUGCCUACAUCUCAGCCUUGUGCGAUUGCUGCCAAUAGAUCGACACAGACAACUAUCGACCGGCAUUACGGCGUCGGUGAGCCGAAGACUGGGUCGCACGCACGCAGUGACCAAUAAACAUCGACUUAAACAAAGUUGAAUAAGGCUAAUGUAAGAAAGAGCACAAAAACGGUGUACCUUCAAAAAUCCGUGUUCAGAUGUGAGGUUUGUAAAGGUGGCUAACGUAGUGCCCGCCGACGAGCCCAAAGACCGUCGAGAAAACUACACUAAAGGGCAAAUGAGAUGUGAAAACACAUGAAUGGGAAAGGCGGUCAGGAAAAUGCGCUUGACGACCACUAAGAGUGGUGCAAAUGGCAGUAUCACUGAAAGAGUUGCGAGUAAGGACCGGUGGAGGGAGGGGAGGUGGGAUGGAAAAAGUAAGAGGGAGCAGGACAUCAGCGCAUUGUUGUCAUUACGGCCGGUCUAGCGUUUCAUGUGGAACAGCAGCGCUGUCCUGCGGAACGCCGACCACAUUAAGCAAGUGUCGAUAUUGUGUGUGAGAGUAUGCCGAACAAUGUUUCAAAUGGCGAUUCUAGGAGCUUCCGCACGCGGUUACAUCGGAGGAACACGAAAAUGCAGUUGUCCAGGCCCUUUUCAACACAAGAAUCGAUGGAUGGACUUCGCGGUGGAAGCGGAGACCGCGAAAGCAUAGAUAGUCGCAGACGGGGCAUAAAGUUGCCAAGAUCCUCAUUGACACCGGGAGAGGUGGGGGGUGAUCAUAUCGCUUGGCAUUUGGAGUCUGGCAGUGUCGAGCAUUAGUUCUGCUGCGCCGAGCCAAAAUGCGACUUCGAUGCCGCGCGAAUGCUAAAAGGCGCCAGAGGCAGAUGGUCAGAAUAGUUCACUGGGUCCUUUGUGACUUGCAGAGAGCCCUUGAGAUGACGGUGAAACGCCCGACGAUGCAUUGGCUGCUGGGUGGUAAGCCGUCGUCCGAAUGCGUGAGGAGCCAAGAAAGAUGAGGAGGUAUUGGAGGCCUGAGGACUCGACCUGGACGCCUGGGCCAGUUGAAGUACUAUUGAUGGGAUGUCGAACCUCCUGAUCAAACGACUGAAGAAGACCUUAGGCGAUAGUGUCCGCCCCCACAUUCGAUGGAGGAAUGGCUUCAUACCAGUGGGUGUAAUAAUCGAUGCAGAUAAGGCGAGUGUAACCGUCAGAUGGGAUCAGGAGGCCUAUGGCAUUCAGAUGAACAUGACUGAGUCGGGUGUCGAGGCUGGGAAAGGUGCCUGGUGGACUUGUGUUGUUGCCGAACCUUGUUUAGCUGGCAACUGGAACACGCCUGUGUCCAAGUUUGUACGUCCUUGUUCAUGCCAGGCCAUGCGAACCGUUCAUCGAGAAGCUUUUGUGAGGCUCAUAUCCCAGCGUGGGAGAUUCCAUGGAGGGAUUAUAAAACAGCCCGUCGCAUCGAGGUGGGCACUAGGGAGUAAUAAGAAGUAUUUGAGGGACUACAAAGAAUUGUGACAGCACUGAAGGUCCGAGGAACUUCAAGGUGUCUAAUCUUCCUUAGAGUAUAAUUUUCCAAGUACUGUCCCAGGACGGACCUCAUCGACUGGUGUUAAGUGUGAUUUGUGAUCCCACAGCCGUCGUGGAAGUCGCGGAAAUACUCCACAGUGAAGUAAAUUGCCAGUAGUUCACGUGAUACUGUGGCCUGGCAUACUUUUUCGCUUUAAUUUCUUGGAGAAUAAGGCUAAUGACAUAGUCGAACCAGCUGGAUGUUGUUGAAAAUCCACACCAACAGCUGCUGUCGAAACAUCUACAAUCAGACACAGGAGCUUCAGGAGCGGGACGUAUCCUCAAGUAAAGCCUUGAUUCUCUCAAAAGCAGUCAUUGCUUCGCCAGUAAACUCAAAGGGACCAUUUGGGCUAGAAAACCUAUUGGCGAACGACAUCAUUAGGUCAGCACAAUCGGGUAGCCAAGGGGAGUUAAAGUUGACCAUGUCAAGGAAACAUGGCAAUUGACGCUUGAGGGUUGGUGGACGAGAGACAUGAAUACUUUCAACCUUGGUCGACGGAGAACGCAAGCCCCCGGAGUCGACACAAUAACCGGCGAAAUCAAGGAAAGUCACACUUGAAACGCAUUUGUAUGGAUUGAUGAUGAUACUGCACACGUCGAGACGAUCAAGCAUCAAGCUGAGGUGUUGCUUGUGUUCCUCAGCAUUCCGACGGUCCACUAUGAGAUCAUCGAUGUAGGCGUACAGAAACGGCAUGUCACGUAAUAUAUGGUAUAUGAACUCCUGGAAUAUCUGGACAGCAGCGCGAAGGUCGAAGUGUAUGAGGCUGAAUUCGAAGAGGCCGAACUGAGUAGUGGCGACAUUUCGGGAAUGUACCUUAGGGCGACAAAUAAUUGGUAGAAGGCAUGCGCCAGGUCAGUUUCCAAGAAGACGGUUUUUUCGAGAAAGGCUUCGACAAAGUCCUGAUGUACUAGGUACCGACUGAAAGUGGUGACGUUGCUGGGUCCACGGAUCGCCAGUCGCCUGAUGUUGCCUUGGGCCCCAUAUGAAGAGGGGACACCCAGAGACUGGGACGGUCAUAUGAUGUUGAGUUGUGCCAUGAGUUAGAACUCGGCCUUAGCGGCUCGCUGGCGGAUCAGCGCCAGUCAUCCGGACCAGGUGAACACAAGAACGCCUGCGGUGUAGGUAUGACGCACAACAUCGUGUUGGACUGCGGAACCGUUGUUUGGCGAUGUUGGGAUGUUGGAGGAGGCACUCUCGAUAAGGGCGGGCUAUAUCUGUAUCCAAAACAGAUAAUUUGCGGGAGGUUGUAAAGGGGGUCAAUCCGUCAACGAAUAGGCCAGUCGAGAGGCCGAGGAGUCGACCACACCGACGGUCCACGAGGAGAUAAAACUCGGCUAGAAAGUUCGAGCAGAGAAUUGCAUUUGGGAUACCAGCAAUCACGAAGACCCAAGCGAACGAUGAAGGCCAAUGUUCGAUGGUAUGGACUGGAUGCUAAACAUGGGAAUGGGAAAGCAGUUGGCAAUUUGAAGGUGAAGACCAGUCUUGGGCCGAGGGCGGUCGGGUGGGGAGGGAAGAACCACGUCGAUCUGGGCUCCGAUGUCUACGAAGAAAUGUUUGCGAGUCAGGCUGUCACAGACAUAGGAGGUGCAACCAGAUUUAAAGGAGACAAGAAGGUUGACUGCGCCAAUCUUCAGGUUAAUCUGUCCCAUCCUCGGGCUUUGCUUCCAGGCGAAAUAGCAAAGAGAGCUACAGCAAAGAGCUUUGCCGUAGAAUGUGAUAUGAUAAAGCAAGUAGUAAGUAUGCUUGGGCGAGAUCAAGGAUUAGGCUGGACUUGCUGGGUAGGCUGCUUGCUGUCGAAUGAAGUUAAAUCUGAUGGGGAUUUGUCACUCCUGACUUCAAGUUUGAGAGAACAAAUACGCAGGUUGGGAUAUCUCUUGGUGGAACUGUAAAAUACUCCGUCACAUCGAAGUGAACACGAAGGGGGUAAUUAGAAUUAGUUGAGAAGCCACAAGUUAUUGUGCCAGCACUGGAGGUCAGACGAACGCCCACGAGUUGUAAACCUUCAACCGAUUCUUUUUCACUCGGCGACCAUGACAGAAAACUCGAAUUCAAGGGAGAGCUAGAGUGCGAAUAGUGAAUUAAUGGACAGCACUUCAGUCAUCUCUUGCCAUUGAUGUGGCGCCUAUGCCUGAGGAAAGAUUCUGUAGAAUAAACUCUGACCACUAGAGCGAGAAGUUUAUUCGCCUGAACCUUCAGACUCUUACUCGAACUCAACGUUAGAGACGGUUUCGAACAAUAUCGAUUUGAUUGUCUCAUCAAAAGUCCUUCUGGACAAUGGAGACGAACCCAGUCAAACCUGAGAGAGUAACGUGAUGCAAUAGACGCAUAUUAACAAUCUUCGGUCAACUAUAGUCGUUUGCCAGGCAUGGUUAGAAAAUUGUUUGCAUUUGUACGUCGUCUACACGCCUGACGAUGACGACGACAACAACAUAAUAAACGUUGUUCCGUACCCAAGAUAUUUUUUCCCUUGAUUAUUAUAUUUCAUGGGAUGUCUGUUUUUUUUAAAUGCAUACAUGCAUGUCUGUUCGAUCGUCAACGUCGACGUUCUCUGCGUGUCCCACGGAAUGGGCGCAACACUGGCGUGCAAUUAAAUUAGUCAGGCACACUCGCGCAACAUUCACCACACUCUCUCUACCCUCACCUACCUAGUUCCGAUGACAGGGCAGUGUUAAGACAACCAGAGAUGCACAUAGACGCAGUAACUGGCAAAAUUUAGUAGCCCGUCCACGGUGACACGUGACCUGGCCCCCACUCCAGAUGUAUCGGGCUCGGAUCUCGCACAGAUGAGAGUACCACAAGAGCCACAUUAAGAUGGCGCCAUUACAGCCUGGCUGUCAGUCCGGAGAAGGACCAAGUUAUCACGUCUGUUAACGCUUUCGCCAUCAUUAGUCCGAACGAGCUUCCGGAAUUUAUCCAACACUUGAAUCCCGUCUCAGUAAAUAUCCAGAAUGACAAAAGAAAAGACCGUUGUUUGUCGUUUCUGAACGCAGCUGUCUUCAGAGGAAGCGAUGAGGAACUUAGAGCAGCCGUACUGCAAGUUUUCAUAACAACUACUCUGUUUCACACAGUAGCCACGUAGAAUCACUUGAACGCCAUGUGGGAACGGAUUUCAACAUGCCAGGCGACAAAAGGUCCAGAUUUCAGUUUCUUCGGAAAUUAUUCACAGCCGGCGGGUGCCCUGAUAGUUUUACCGAAGAAUAUAGACGAAAUGCCAGUAGAAGAAGCCUGAGGAUGCAAUCAUAAUUGAGCGAUUGCUGACUUGUCCGAAAGGAGUUACUAAAUUAAUGAAAAAGUUGCAGUUGGAGUCGCUUACAAGACGGAAGCGACUAUCCAAUAGCAGCUCAUUCGCCCAAACAACCCAGUACCAAUUGGCUGAAAAUUUAACGUCGUUUACCAGGUUGUGUGCAGGCAUAGACGACGUAAUUGUGUUGAGAGGAGGGAUCCACAGCAGAAUGCACAGACACGAUAUAACCGCGAGUUGGGAGUGCAAACUUUUCUGGACGUCUACCCGCUCGUCCUCGUCAGGCUGCAGCUUUCGAUUGCGCGAAAAUCGUGAGUCAAUGAAAUUACCCAAUUUCGUGAUUUUGUUAUGAUGCGUGGCAUUCGACCAAUAGACACAUUAAUCGGCCUUCCGCGUAUCAGCCGUGUCGCUAGCGAGUCAGUGGUUGAGUUGAAGGUCACUCUCGAUCGAGACCAGUGAAAUGCCGACUGAUUUGUGUCCUUGCUUUAUUUUAAUGCAGUGCACCCUCACACCCUAAUUUCAGACUUUAAAGCUCUUCUCGACUCUUAGUGUUCGGUCAUUUAGUUUAGUGAUAGUAUCUUUAAAACAUUUUGUAUUGCGUGCGGACACCUAAUCACUUACUGUCUGUUUUUUUAACCAAAGUACCGUUAGCAUCAGUAUCAAUCCUACUCCCGUCUUUCAUUCCCCUUGUUAAUUUGUACUAGGAUAAUGCGAAAUGACAAGAUUAUUAAUUCAAUCAAACGCCAGGAAUAUUACGAAAAGCCCAACCGUAUGCGCCGGAGAGUAAUGUACGAGCGGUGCAAACGAAUUUAUGACAACGAAAUGGCACGAAAAAUCAACUUCGUAAUGCGUACUGACCGAGCGGAACCAUGGAUUCGAUAG